AUGGUAGGACAGCUAAAAAGGGCAAGAAAGAAUGAUACGGACAAGAUAAGUGUUGAUAUUACAAGAAAGAUACAUACCAAAAAUGUGGUGACGGGUGGUGAAACAGAUACAUUGAGUUCAAUACAUGAGAUACAAUCAAAUAAUAGGAUCAACAUUAAGCGCCAAAAAGUAAAUUGCGAAAAAAACACGAAUGAUGAUGAGAUCUUGCAAAUCGAUGAAGAUGAGGACGGGGUUAAGAGUGCGAUUGAACUUGGAUUGAUAAAUGGUAUGGUAGACCAAUCAAGUGAUACAAAUGAUACUGAGAAUUCCGACACAAAUGAUAGUACUGAUAACAGUUCUGAUAGUAGCCAAGACGAUAAUAAUGAUAAGAACAGCGAUGAUAGAUUCAAAACAAGCGCCGAAUCGCUCAGUAUUGAUUUUGGGAUGGGUGCGAAGACGCUUUUGUCAAACUCAAAGAGAGGAUACGUUGAUGUUGAUGUGACUACUAGUUCAACUGUUGAUCCAGAAGGUAUAAAUUACUAUAACAAUAAUAUAGUUGUUGGAUUAAGAGCAGGGGACUGCCUUAUGAUAAAAGGUAAGUUCAAGCUGAUCGUGCAAAAAGGUGCAAUAACGUUAAAUACAAUCGUUUUUCAUGCUGACGAAAAACAUGUGUUGGAGGUGGAGGCAUCUUCUCUUUCUUCUCUCCCGGUGAUCCGACCAACAUCAGCUCAAAAUUCACAACUGGUAAAGAACAGCCAGAAUAAAUGGAUUGCAAACUUUUUCUCUCCUAAGUACAUGUCAGUGGUGAAGAUAGAGAACUGGUUUGAUGGAAGCAACGAGAUUGGAAUGCUGUACUCGCAAUUGAAGAAUAUAUACUGCACGAAAGAUGAUGUUAAUGUCAAAAAUGGCAUGCACUCUAAUCCGUACUCGUUUCGGCCUAUUAAAUCGUCUUCUGAGGGUGAAAUCGGGACGACGGAACUCGAGGAUUGGAGAUACUAUCGGAAUGCGUUAACAUCAGAGAUACAGGAGGCACACCUUUCAAAAAAGCCAACACCACACAACAUAUUACUUCUAGGCGGUAAGAAUUCCGGCAAGUCGACUUUUUUAAGAAUAUUACUUAAUCAUAUGGUGCGAAAAGCGGAUUUGAUCAGUGUGCAGCAGGUUGCAGUUUUAGAUAUUGACCCAGGACAAACCGAAUUUUCGGACCCCGGAUGCAUCUCCGUGACAAUACAUCGCAAGCCUGCAUUUGGAUCCAUAAAUUCAUUAAAGGAACUGUCUCAAAAGAGCGAAAUGCCAGUUCCAGACAUACAGGAAUUUGUUGGAUUUACAAGCCCACAAGUACAACCUCAAAGCUUCUUUAGGAAACUGAAGAGACUCAUAGACAAUUUGCCAGCCGAUUGUCCAGUUUUGGUGAAUACUCCUGGCUGGAUUAAAGGGUUUGGAGUUCAGAUCUUCGAAGAGUUAACCAGAAUGAUGCAUAUAACACAUCUCGUAUUGUUUACAAACUCGGAAAGACCAGAGAACGACCAGUAUCUUUUGGAAGGACUACAAUAUGACUAUUUAAUUCGUCUUCAAGGCUUCCAUCUUCCCUCAAGUGUUCACACCAUGAAGUACUCUUCUUCGCAGAUACGAAAUUUUAAGAUCUUAUCGUACUUCCACUACAGCAUACACACACACCACUAUGAUUUCACACCUCUACUAUCAGAAUCACCAUACAGGAUACCUUACUCAUCACUGGAAUGUGGAACUCAGAAGCCACUUGCUUUCAUCUCGCUUCUCGAUGGAAACAGCAACGUGAAUGCAGAGGAUGUGGAUGAUUUUCUAGUUUUUCAGGUUGUGGGAAUGUUCACAGCGACAAAAAGCCAUUUCAGUGAUCUCGUUAGUUCUUUGACAGACAGCGUGAGAAAAAGUGGCCGUUUGAUACAGGCAAAGGGACUGCCUAAUAUAGCCGUUGAGUGCUCCCAACUCCUUGAAGGGGCAGAUAUGAAAUACCAUGGAUUGGCGCUUAUUCAUUCGAUAGACCGUCGGUCCAAAUCGGUUAACAUAUACACGCCGAUCGACCUAUCGCAUAUUUCGGAGUUGGUGACAGAGCAAGAUGAAAAGUUGGUGUUUGUGAAAGGAGGACUCAAGUAUCCGGUUCAGGAAAUAUUCCCGGAAGCAAUGUACAGGGAAGGUGAUAUUGAUUGCAGCCGGAUUGAAAGCGGCUGGAUUCCCCGAAUGGCGGCCAAACGGCAUGAUUUGGCUGGAGAGGCGGUCAUGCCGUUGGCAGGUAAAGAAUACGACCAAACAAUGGCAGCUGGGGGCGGAAAUAAAAUUUUUAUCGCGUGUAAAAAUCAACAAUGGGGGAGCCAGGCAAGAUCUGGGAAAUAUUUCAAGCGUUGGAGAAAACGGGAGAAGAAAAAUUUCGCACCAGCAAUUUGGUGA
This is a messenger RNA of Brettanomyces bruxellensis, 2403 nucleotides long. RefSeq lists its product as uncharacterized. NCBI's taxonomy places the organism in Eukaryota, Fungi, Ascomycota, Pichiomycetes, Pichiales, Pichiaceae. Gene Ontology annotation, molecular function: polynucleotide 5'-hydroxyl-kinase activity. Bases 1 to 2403 code for a protein of 800 amino acids. The record is from RefSeq and is a predicted model, not a curated record. The transcript is spliced from 3 exons. Gene Ontology annotation, cellular component: nucleus. Gene Ontology annotation, biological process: cleavage in ITS2 between 5.8S rRNA and LSU-rRNA of tricistronic rRNA transcript (SSU-rRNA, 5.8S rRNA, LSU-rRNA).